This is a messenger RNA of Ixodes scapularis (black-legged tick), 1108 nucleotides long. RefSeq names its product deoxycytidylate deaminase. Gene Ontology annotation, biological process: dTMP biosynthetic process; dUMP biosynthetic process. The transcript is spliced from 5 exons. Lineage: Eukaryota; Metazoa; Arthropoda; Arachnida; Ixodida; Ixodidae. Gene Ontology annotation, cellular component: cytoplasm. The record is from RefSeq and is a predicted model, not a curated record. Bases 125 to 730 code for a protein of 201 amino acids. Gene Ontology annotation, molecular function: zinc ion binding; dCMP deaminase activity.
CUUGAGGCGUGCGCAGCGUGUGUGGCGGGUGAGGCGUGCGCGAGGCUGGCGUGUUGGUGGUUUUUGAGAGUUGUUCAAAACAAUUUAAUCUUUUUUUGUACGAAAACUGCGUUUAAAACUCGAAAUGUCGGUAUCAAACGGUGACCUGGCAGCAAAGAUAGAAGAUCUGAGCAGUCUUGUGCCCAACAGACUCUGUGUCGCCGACAGCUGCCGAGAACGCCGCACGAAAAGGGACGAUUAUCUGCCGUGGCAGGACUACUUCAUGUCUUCGGCCUACCUGGCCGCUAUGAGGAGCAAGGACCCCAACACGCAGGUGGGCUGCGUGAUUGUCAACCAGGAGAACAGGAUCGUGGGGACCGGCUACAACGGCAUGCCCAACGGCAUCAGCGACGACGAAAUGCCCUGGGGAAAGACGAGCAACUCACCCGUCGACACGAAGUAUCCCUUUGUGUGUCAUGCCGAGAUGAACGCCCUGUUCAACCGCAACUGCUUUGACGUGCGCGGCUGCACGCUGUACACGACGCACUUCCCGUGCAACGAGUGUGCCAAGAUGGUGGUGCAGUCGGGCAUCGGCCAAGUUGUCUACCUGCAAGAUAAGCACCCCAAAGACGCCCCUUACGUUGCGUCUAGGCUCCUCCUCACCAAGGCGAAAAUCCCCUUCCGGCAGCACAUUCCGGAGGUGAAGAAAAUAGUAAUAGACUUCGAAAACUUGACUGCCUACAAAGUAUGACCGAAGGGGAACCCUUUCCAUCACAUAUACAAGACAACGUGCAGUAGUUGCAAGGUUUUUAUCUAACAUGCGCAGGAAAUCCGAAUAGAUUUCAUCAUUGCGUUUCUUUUAAAAGUAUCAACAGCUUCACGUGUUCAUUGCCAUUUUUUACCCCAUACGUUGCAUGUGGUUUGUGCUAGUCCUGCCCGCGUAUCACACAUAGUAUCUUGUGGGAAUUGACGUCCAAGCUCCACGGUGUUCCAGCUCGAACUGUUUGUUUUAUUUCUCGUGCAGUGAGCUCGGAAAAAGAAGAAAAAUAAUUUUUUAUCCCUUAGAGCCGACUACUACGGGAUUCCCCCCUGGCAGCACAUAGAUCACGAAAAAAAAAAAAAAAAAAAA